Micropterus salmoides (largemouth bass) is the source of this 8589-nucleotide messenger RNA. It is a transcript of the gene sobpa, whose product is annotated as sine oculis binding protein homolog (Drosophila) a. The record is from RefSeq and is a predicted model, not a curated record. NCBI's taxonomy places the organism in Eukaryota, Metazoa, Chordata, Actinopteri, Centrarchiformes, Centrarchidae. The coding region runs from base 992 to 3742 and encodes 916 amino acids. Gene Ontology annotation, cellular component: nucleus. Gene Ontology annotation, biological process: animal organ development. The transcript has 8 exons.
GUAUACCUGAGGGAACAGCCCGAUGGAACAACCUGAGGGAGAAGAAGCAACUCUCUGAAGGCGAAAUGGAAACAUUAGCCUUUAUAUAUCCAGCAUGGUGGUUCAGUCAUUACGAAAUCAUCUCAGCUAAAAAGUUUUCCUUUGUCCUUGACAAAGCGUUUCACCGUUUCCCUCACUGUGAUGAAGGACUGGUUUUAGGCUGCACUUCUGUUCUGAUUGCGCGCACACCACACGGCCAUCGUCCCGCACCUGCUCCAGACGUUCCUGACGUUCCACUAUGAUGGUUCUCUUUACAAGGCAAAUAAAGCCAUGGUUUUAAUCCCUGCAACAUCCACUGACCUAUUGAUGUGUCACUGAGGAAGGCACUACACCUGCGUAGUUGCUCGGUUUAGGAUUGAAAUGUCUUUCUGCACAUGCAACUCAACACACUGGGACUUCCAGACUUGACUUGAGUUUGUGGUGUUAAAUGACUGAAGCUGUAACUGACAGAGAGACCAAAUUUCAUCUUUGCAACACCAGCUGGUUGGAAGACUUGUUGGAACAACAAUGUAAGACUGUGGGACUGUGUUUGGGCACCUGUUUGCUGCUUGCAGACUGUGACCAUGAGACAGCAGCGCUAAGUGGAUGUGACUGCUCUGAUUGCACUCCAUGGGAAAGCGAGAAGAAAUAGCCUACCUCUGAUCAUCUACGGCGUCAUAUAAUGUUUCAGCGGACGCCCCUCCCCCUGUCUCGUUUUCCCCCUCACUCAACCUCUCCUUUGACUCACAGAGACGGCUCACCACUGGCGCACGGACCGUGGACGAUACGGGCAGAAGAUGGCUGACUUAGCCGGGCACCGCAAGUCCUCGGCGGCAUCACCAGCGUCACACGGGCCGCUGAAAAGCUGCAAGACAUCCGCCGUCUGGCGACUGUAAACAGCUGCCGCUGCCUCUCUCACCCCCUCCACUCCCCUCCUCACCGCAAAUAUUGACAGAAGUAUCAUAGAGAAAACAUGGCAGAGAUGGAAAAAGAGGGCAGACCUCCGGAAAAUAAAAGAAGCCGAAAACCAGCUCACCCGGUGAAAAGGGAAAUAAAUGAAGAGAUGAAGAGUUUCGCAGAGAACACCAUGAACGAACUGUUGGGCUGGUACGGCUAUGACAAGGUGGAGCUGAGAGACUCUGACCACCUGGAGAUAGGGGAGACGCCACAACACAUCUCUGUCCUCAAAGAAAACUUGUUGCCAAAAAUCCCAGCUUCAACAGAGAGUGGCAAAGGCUCUCCGGAUCGAGACAACAGCUCCCAGUCUUUGCCAGCCUCAAGGAACGGAGUCACGGAGUCCUCCACCACACCGUCCACCUCCACACCCAGCACCAAGGAACAUGGCAGCCUGCCCAUCAUAGUCCCCAUGAUCCCCCCGCCACUGAUCAAGCCCCCUGCAGAUGAAGAUGCAUCCAAUGUGCAGAUCAUGUGCGCCUGGUGCCAGAAGGUCGGCGUCAAACGCUAUUCUCUGAGCAUGGGCAGUGAGCUGAAGAGCUUCUGCAGUGAGAAGUGCUUCGCCGCCUGCCGCAGAGCCUAUUUUAAGAGAAACAAGCUGGGAUAUGUAAGGAAUUACGCUGCGAGAGACGACGAUGGCCUCGGUGGGAAAUUACCCCAGCACAGCUUUACUCAGGACACGCCCAGGCUUGUCUUCAAGACAAACAGCGAUGUGCUUGUGUGUGACUGGUGCAAACAUAUUCGCCACACUAAGGAGUACCUGGACUUUGGUGCUGGUGAGCGGAGGCUGCAGUUCUGCAGUGCCAAAUGCCUAAACCAAUAUAAGAUGGACAUUUUCUACAAGGAGACCCAGGCCGCGCUGCCUGGAGCUCUCUGUAACCCAGGACAUGGAGCUGGGGGGGAGGGUAAGCUGGAGUGCAGCGGAGGGGUACAACUGCUCACUCCUGAAUCUUGGGGAACUCCAUUAACGGACCUCCGGCGUAAAGCUCCCUCACCAGGGGGGCCUUCCACCACCUCUGCUUUUGCUCCUUCCACUUCUUCUGCCACCUCACCCUCAGACACUGCUGCCAUCUGCUCCCCGUCCUCCUCCUCCUCAGCCAAAAUCCCCACACCCAGACCCCAUGAGAGCCCCACACUCCCCCCACCACCGGUUCCCUCUUUGCACCCCCCUGUUGGGGUUCCUCCUGGUAGCCCUCCCAUGGUGAUGACACCCCGGGGACCCAUGCCCCUGCCUCUGUUCAUGGAACAUCAAAUGAUGCAGCAGAUCCGUCCACCAUUUCUUCGCCCCUCUGCCCACCCAGCAGGGCCCAAUAGCCCCCUGUCAAACCCAAUCAUCCCUGGUAUUGGUCCACCACCUUCCGCUAGGACCAUUGGUCCAGCAUCAAGUCCCAUGCAUAGGCCCCUACUGUCUCCACAUGUCCAUCCCUCUUCCAAUCCUAACCCUGGCAUGAUGCCUCCCCACCCUGGUCUCCCCAUGCCAGGCCUUUCCCCUUUCCCCCCAAUCAACAUGAUGCCGAAUGGACGCAUUCCUCUGCCACCAAUGAUGAACUUUGGCAUGCCAUCCUUGGCGCCAUUGGUACCCCCACCUACUCUUUUGGUCCCUUACCCUGUCAUUGUACCCCUCCCUGUCCCAAUCCCUAUUCCAAUUCCAAUUCCCUUCAGCCCCAAAACUUCUAGGGACCAGCCAGAGAGCAGUGGCUCCGUCCGCAGUGCUCCAGAGUCCUUUGAAGGUUCAGCUUCUUGGCCCCAUUCUCCAGGUUCCUCUGGAGGUGACAGAGGGGAGCAGAAAGUAGACUCAUCUGGUGCAGAGCAUCUUUCUCCUGUACGCUCAGAGAGAAGCAGGACAGCGUUGGUGGACUUGACUGUGAAGGCAGAGGACAAUUCGGGCAACCUGUGUCUAAUCAGCGGCCCCGGACCGAUGGAUGGGGUGAUUGAUCUAACUGUGGGCCAGAGAUCAUGCCAACAGCAGGUAAUUCAGAGGAUGCUACCUGGGGUCCAGGUCAAAGUAGAGGCAGAGGCUGAAUCCAGAUCUCCACCAGCUGCUGGACUGGAGGGCGGGGUGGAGGGAAGUCGUGAUAUGGAGGAAGGGGUCCUGUCACAGGGCCUCCUCAGUGCUACGGAGCUGGAAGGGUCCACACACCCAAACACACUGCAAUCAUCAGGCCCACCCUCCAACAACAGUAGCCCUUCUUGCAAUACUGAUCCUCCAGUAAACCAGCUAAAUUCCUGUAUCUCCAACUUUACCCCACCACCCUUGCCAAGCACAGCACGGACCCAACCCCUGCCCCAGCGCCAAACUAGCCCUGCUGCCCCAUGCAAUGUCAUAGUCAAUGGUACAGGAUGGCAUUCGCUUCUCACUCCUGCCUUUGAGUCUUGCCCUGACCGAAGAGCAGACAGUGUUGCAGGAGAAGGAGAGGCAGAGGAGCAGCCAGCCAAUGGGGAGCUGGAGCGUGAGGCACUAAAAGAGAACAAUUGCUCAGUUGGAGAUUGGGAGCCGGGGAAGCGGGGCUCAGUGCAAGACGAUAUGGCGGACACAACGGAGGGUAAGCCAGACCCUGACUCCAACUUGGAGGAGGGUGAGCAUGCCUAUGCCCUGCCGCUGCUGUCCACCGGAGGCUGUGUGGUCAUCCAGCCUGUGCCAAAGCCCGGCGCUGACAAGACGGCCAUCCUGUCCUGCUCCAUCAGUGCCCCUUUAUCAGCAGACGGGAGCCCAGAGUUGGAGCCGCCACUGAAGAGGAGGUGUCUGCGAAUCCGCAAUCAAAACAAAUGAGAUGGACGCUCUGAGGACCACAGUGCCAUCAACGACACUCACUUGUCCACCCCCCACCUCCAAAUCCCACCCUUCCCAACUACACCACCGCACACGUGCACACGUGCACACACACACACACACACACAAAUAUUUUUCUUGUCCUCACUCAUCGUCCAAUCUACCAGCACCACAAAUCGCCUUCGACGACUGAUGAGAGUCCAACCAAACAUGUUGAUGUGUAUCAUAGUAGAGCAGGACAAGACUCCUUUUGUUUGUGUGACGGACACCCUGAUGGACUAAACUGCUACAGACUUGAUGCCAUGGCCGCCAGGAUUGCUUGACAUUUGAACUGCAGACAGUAUAUCCCUGCAACAGGAGGACUUUACCCUGCUGCUUCUCUUCUCAUUUAGACUGGCCCACACUGGUUCAGACACCACAUCCACCCUCCCCUAUCAAAGCAAGUGCUCUCUGUAUUAUUUGUUACUAUAGUGUCCAAUAUUCAAAGCUGCUGCUGGAAAUUAGUGAAGGAUCCCCAAAAAGAGAUUUCCAUCCCCCAGUGUGAAGGUCCUGUUUCGGCCUGUCUGGUGGCACACCACAGGUACAAAAUCUCUGCUACAGUAAGUGUUAUUUUUUUCUCACACAAGAUGUCAUUAAGGUAUAGACUGAUUUCACAAAGUUUAGAUUGUAGAGCCACUGAGCUGGAAAAAAAUAGCAGAAAUUCUGCUUUAUCUUCUUGGCCUUUGCUUGUCCACAACCAGCAGAAAUGUACUCGUCAACCUGACAUAAAGUGUCCUGGGUAAUUCUGAUGGGUGCUAGCUGAAAAGAAGCACAUCAAGCAUAAAAAAGUUGAAGCAAUAUGACUGAAGGACAAUUUAAAGAGAUAUUUAAAUUAGAGGCUGGAAAACAGUUCAAAAUGACCAAGUGCGUUGAGUAUUAUUCCUACUGAAUCAGCAGACUGGAGGAUAAAAUAUUAACCUUCACCAGCAAGUAAUGGUGUGUGGGUGGAAUCAUGCAACCUCUGCCAUUUUCCUGUGGCAUCUAUUUAUUUGCUCUCAAACAUCACUGAAUUUAAAUAUAUAUUGUGACAUUAGAAUGAGACAGAGUUGUCAUGAUAAUCAUUCCUAUUAUUGACAGUUUCACAACCUUGGUAAGGCCAUGCAGUAACAGUGCUACAGACCCCUGCUGUUUUAGAACAUUUAAAGCUUACUGCACCCCCAAAAGAACUUGGAUGGCAUGACAAUAUAGAAACUCUGCCAACCUGCAAUGGGUACUUGCUACCACAGGCUAGUACGUAAUCUUUUCUAUAAUACAUUACCAGUGAUGUUCCUGUAAUGGGUUAGUUUGAGACUGACUGCACUGAAUGUAGAGGGGGCAGAGGGAAGCCAGCUCUUUCAUAAAUAAUUCUUUUGGGACCUGGAGGAAAACUGCUGAAGUAACACUACUAAUAUUUCUACAAUAAACGCAAUGAAAACAAAUUCAUUUUGGAAGUAAUUUGACAAAUAUUUAAAACGUUGCCUCUUGCUCCUCCACCAAUCCUGCCAAGUCGCUGAAUGUUUUUGCCAAUUAUUACUUGUUUUGCGCCAAAUUUGAAGCCAACGUUGUCCUUGAUUCAAUGUUAUGCUCUAUGUACAGCGUAGGCAGUUUAAGUAAAAGCAUCACAACUGUCACCCAUCCAGUUUGAUCUGAUCCAGUUAUACCGCAGCUUAAGCCUGUGAGCUGGGACUACAUCAAACAAUGCCAGCAUUUAGUUUACACUCCUAUGGAGGAGGUACAUUGUACCAGUGUGAGACAAGGUAUUAUCAUACACCAAAGGCCUCUGGUGUGUUGAAACAAAACAUGUCACCUUGUUUUCAGUGGAAAUGGGAUUUCAAACUGAAGAUUUGACCAGAUAAUUUAUAGUUGCCAAAAUAACAAGCACUUAUUUUAAAAAAGAAAAGAAGAUAUAGGAGAACACAAGUGGAUGUCAAAAGCAGUAUUACCCUGUUGUCUUUAUGGUUUACUAAAUCCAUAAAGGCCUAUGAUAUGUCACACUGCGAAUUUGGUGAAAUACAAAUAGUGAAAAAGAUAAUGCAGGACUUAAGUAGCCUUUUAUGAUGAGUUACAUUAGAUGUGUGCAUUGCUUUGCAGUCCCAUCCUUUGUUUUAUUUCAUUCUGUCAUGGAGAAAAAAUGUGUCAGUCUUUGCGAGUCCAAAUGAGGCCCAGCCUUUACUCAUACACAUGUUCGCAUGUCAUAAGCAUACCUACAGCACUCAAAAUCACAUCACACAUGCACACACACAGUGCACACACACAAUGCACAUAAUCCAUUUAACUGUGUGUACGUGUGUGUGUGAGGCAGGUGCAAGCAGAAAACCCAGUUGAGAUUACAGAGUGUUGACUCAGAGUAAGCAGUGUGCAACUCUAUCUGUUGCCUGUUAGUCAGGCAUUUAGGCUUAGCUUGCCGCUUGCCAAGGCCCAGCUUUGGUGUCACUUUAAGCAUUUCCUUGCCCCUGCUUCAUUUCUCUCCCAAGCAAAGGCAGUGAAAAUGCUCUUUUUAAGCUGCCUGUCUUUUUGCUCAAGUGCAUUUGUCCACAAGUAUACCUUUCUGUAAUUCCUUCACAGAUAUCCAUAAGCACAGCCUUUCUAAAAUUACAGUUUGCACCCCUACUCCAAUAUUGACAUUUCCCUGUCGGGCCACCAUUCUGAAUCUUGCUAGUGAAAGAACAGAAACCAGGGUUGAGGUAACCUAGAAACUGUAGUUUCUGUGCUGUCUUUAAAUAUGGGAGCCAUGUUAAACCAGGAUUUUAGAGGUCAUCCUCUAAAGAGCUCCUCAACACACCCCUUGUCAUUUUGACCAGAAAUCAAUUUUGUUUUUUAAUUAUGUCGAUUUUUCAUAUUUUAUUUUUUCUGUUGAAUUAUACUUAAUAAUAAUACUUAAAAUACUGUGUGUAAAAAGGUAUACAGAGGACAUGACCUUAUCCUUUAGCUAAACCCUGUACAAAAGUGAGCCACUGAUACAGCUCGGCCCUCUGUCUGAAGAAGGACAGGCUACAAUUUCCUACUUGUUUGUGUAUAGGCCUGCACCAUGCUGUUAAAAGAAGGUGGAAGUGCUGGUCAGCUUAGCUGUUAGGUGAGGAGAACAAAGUUUCCAAAAUGAUCCAUGUGUCCUGGUUAGCUCCUUUCUUUACUGCCCCAAGCUGUCACUUCAGCAUACGCUGCACUGAGCUGACAGGCUGCAAGCAUUUUCACAAACAGACUGACCUUGUAAAGGAAAAGAAAGGUGUUGGCCUUGUUAUUAUAUGACAUGUAGACUGACACGUUUUUGUGCUGAUAGCAGUGGAGACGAAUGAUGGCUAUGUGGGCAGAUUGACAUAAAAUGUACUGAGCACAGUGAUGUUUAUCAGAGAACGAAACCUGGACUGUCCAUGAGCUCCACCCUCAGGACAAAGCAGCAACUUUGUACACAAAAUAUCUAAAGUUAAUGGCCAGAGUUCAAUAUUUUGGGAAACACGCUUGAAAAGAGUGUUACCACUCUCAUGUCUGUCCUUUAAACGUGACGCUACAGCCAGCCGUUGGAUAGCUGUAAACAGGAGGAAAAAGCUAGCCAGGCUCUCUCUAAAGGUAAAACAUCUCUGCCUACUAUUAAUUAUUACUACUAAUCAUUAGUCUUUGUGCUAAACUAAGCUAACUGGCUCUGGCUGUAGCUUCUUAAGAGUUUAUACCAAAAUGUUGAUUAAAUUUGCUACCCAGAGGACAAAUGCUAAUUGUUUUGGUGACCUUUUCUCGUGCCACCAUCAGGAUAAAAUUUUAUUCACAGACUAACUGGCCAAUCUCCUGUCAGGAUCUUUACCAGAAAUGUCAUACUGAUUCAAAAAGGGGAAGGGGGGCUUGAUUUUUGAAGAGGAACUAACCACAAUCUUUUGUUAUAUCUGCUUUUUCUCCUGCUUGACACCUUUACACACACAUUCAGCCACACAUAGACAAAACAACAUGCACGUCAUGUCUGAUCCUAAUCUGCACCAUGUUGUGUUGACUUUGCAAAUGGUAUACUGUCCAUGUCUGAUACAGAUAUUGAAGAUAUGAGAGCCUAACUCUCACGUGGAAAUACUGGACCACUGAAUCAGUCGUUGUGAUGGCAAACAGACUCGUGACAAAUCUCCAGCAUUCCUUUUUCGAUGGUGGACUACAGGCUUGAAUUAUGCAAUGACAAGUAACACCAACCCUAAUAUAGACAAGUGAUCCACAGACAAAAUAAAACAGGACAUGACUUCAUGUUACUUUUCAAAAACAACAGAGAAGUUGCCUUAACUCUUGCUUGUAUAAUCUCUACAGUUAAGACAAUGUUGCUCACUUGUGAAGAAGACUCUCCCUUCUUUGUACAAAAUGAACUAUACCAGAAACAACAACUUUGUUAUCUUGCUAGUGUCAAUGUAUAGAUGAUCAGCUUUUUCUGUAACUUGUAUGGACCGUCACAUUUUUGCUAAGAGAAAACCCUCCUCCCAAAUUCCUUGUUCCUAAACAUCCAAUCUGUUCAACGUUUUAACUUGUGGUGGACUGUCAAUCUUUUUGUGUACAUUUUAUAGUAUUAUUUAUUGUUGACAAGUUUUGCAUUUGCAAAUAAUAAAAAAUAAAGUGAAGGUGGUUUGGCCUGAGCAUUCUAUUCCAAUGUAAAUGACUGGUGAACAGUGAAUAGCUUUUUUAAUUAUUAAAAUGGAGAAAACAGUCAUAUGAGGAGAUGAUCUUCUGUCUUUUUAUUAUGACGUUGUAACAUGUACAUAACAUGUGGCCAAAAUUGCUUUGGAAAAUAAUCAUUUUUUGUGUUGUAACAGUAUUUGUUUUAUCCAGUGAAUUGCUCAUGAAGACAAAUAAAUAAGAGGCACACACAA